This is a messenger RNA of Papaver somniferum (opium poppy), 2607 nucleotides long. RefSeq names its product putative protein FAR1-RELATED SEQUENCE 10. The transcript has 4 exons. Gene Ontology annotation, molecular function: zinc ion binding. Bases 144 to 2252 code for a protein of 702 amino acids. Gene Ontology annotation, biological process: regulation of DNA-templated transcription. The record is from RefSeq and is a predicted model, not a curated record. NCBI's taxonomy places the organism in Eukaryota, Viridiplantae, Streptophyta, Magnoliopsida, Ranunculales, Papaveraceae.
CCCAUUUUGGGAUAAUUGGUUCCGAGAUUCACUCUCCAUUUUCUGCAGUACUUUGGUUAAACUUCAGACUCAAAAACGAGGUUUCUCUCUGCAGGCAGCAUAGACCAGAGACCGGACCAGUCUUCUUCUUCAGGGGAAAUAAAAUGACAUCAUCGAAAUCACCAAACGGUAUAAAUUGUUGGAUUAGAAGGCAACAUUGUCCAUGUGGAGAACGAAAAUGUUACAUUCGACUUGAAGAAGAGAAAAACGAAGAAAUUUUAUCUGAUUUUAGUAAUGUAAAUUUAGCUCCACCUUAUAUAGGACAGAAGUUUAGAACUGACGACGAUGCGUUUGAAUACUACACUAAUUUUGCUAAGAGAAAUGGGUUUGCAAUUAGGAGAGAAAGCUCAAAGAGCAAUGUAGAUGUUGGGGUGUAUAUUAGAUUGUUAGUUUGUUAUCGAUCAGGUUCUUUACGUAUUAGAAGAUCAGCUAAACCAGAUAGUCAAAGAGGUCGUAAAUCAUCUGUAUGCGGUUGUAUGGCUAGAAUGUACAUUGUGAAGGAGGUGUUUGGGGGGAUACCACAAUGGUGCGUUAAGAAAUUUAGCAAUUCACAUAAUCAUGAACUGUUACAAGAUGACCAAGUGCGUUUACUUCCAGCAUACCGUAAGAUUCCGGAUGUGUAUCAAGAACGUAUCUUUUUGCUCUCUAGAUAUGGGUGUUCAGUGAGUCAUAUAAUGAAGGUGAUGCAAUCUGAAAUGGGAAAAGAAUCAGGACAGUUGCCGUUUUUAGAUAGGGAUGUCAGAAACUUUCUUCAAUCUUCUAAGAAGAUUGAUCGAGAAAAUGAUUUAUCGGAGCUGCUUAAUAUGUGCAAGGCUGCCAAAGUAAAGGAUGUGAAUUUUCUGUAUGAUUUUACUAUGGACGAUAAUGCUAAGGUUAGCAGUAUCGCGUGGUCAUAUGGAGAUUCGUUUCGUGCUUAUAAGGUGUUUGGCGAUUUAGUUGUUUGUGACGCCACGUAUCAUGAGAUCACCUAUGACAGACUCCUUGUGGUAUGGAUGGGCGUAGACAAUCAUGGGAAAACUAUAUUGUUCGGCUGCGCACUGUUACGAGAUGAAACAUCUCGUUCAUUCAAAUGGGCUUUACAGGCUUUUCUUCGAUUCAUGCAAGGAAGGUUUCCGCCGGUAAUUGUUACAGAUGUAGAUUUGGGGCUGAAAGAGGCUAUCUCAAGUGUAUUGCCAAAUACCAAACAUGUUUUUGGCUUAUGGCAUAUUGUUUCAAAACUGCCAAGUUGGUUUUCUUAUCCACUUGGACCAAGAUAUGAUGAAUUCAAAUCUGAGUUCCAUAGGUUGUAUGGUUUGGUAAGUAGAAAGGAUUUUGAAUCGCAGUGGAAUCAAAUGCUUACUCAUUUUGGAUUUGUCUCUAAUAAACAUGUGUCUUUACUUUUUUCACACCGUACAUCAUGGGCUUUACCCUAUGUAAGAGGUUAUUUUCUUGCUCAAAUGACAAGAACAGAUUUUUCUAAAUCCAUUGAUGCACUCUUGAAAGGAAUCUUGAGUGCACAAACAUCACUGGAGAGCUUCUUUGAGCAGGUUGGUAUUGCCGCAAACUAUGUCAGACGAAGAGAGGAAAAGGAAACUGGACAGAUUCUUAUCAAGACUUCGAUGCCAAUUGAAGAACAUGCAUCAAGCAUUCUUACACCGUAUGCCUUCAGAUUGCUGCAAACCGAAGUUGUUCUAUCUAUGCAGUGUGCAGCAUUUGAAACUUCCAAUGGUGUGUAUCUUGUGCGGCAUCACAAAAAUGUCGAUGAAGGUUGUCUUGUGAGUUGGAUACCGAAAGAUGAAAAGGUUAACUGCAGUUGCAAGGAAUUUGAAUUAUCAGGAGUCUUAUGCAGACAUGCUCUAAAAGUACUUGCUCUGAAAAACUAUUUCCAUGUUCCGGAGAAAUAUCUGCCAUUUAGGUGGCGCUAUGAAAGUUCUAUACUCGAAGCCAACUCUGAAGACUGGUCUCAGACAUUUCAUUCCCUUACAUCAACUUUAUAUUCAGAAUCAUCAAUAACAAAGGAGCGUAUCAGUUAUGUUCAUGAAGAACUUUCGAGGGUUCUUAACUAUGUAAGAACAAUGCCAGCCAGUGAUGAAGUUCCACUUAGUUUGGAGUGUCAACACAUGAAUACUGUAGUGGAUGAUGAUUCCAGUUGUAGUGGUUGCACCUCCACUGGGAAUCCUUUUCAAUCAGCAACCGACGAGCAACCACUAAAGAUAACCACUGUAAGCUACUAAUGAAGUUGUCAUUGAUAAGAAAGAAAACAAGAGGUUCAAUAUUAUUUGGUUUUGUUGGUAUCUGUACAUAACCGUACAUCUUCAUUUCAUACUUUUUUUGCUUAUAUGUUGAAGAGGCUGAAACAGUGGUCUGUUGUAUCUUGUUUCUGACAGAGAAAAAAAAUGAACUGUUUUGAUGUAUUGGUAAAUUUCAAUUUCUUACAGCUCUCUUUCUGGAUAUUUAACUGUUGCUGGAUUUCAACAAAAUUCAAUUGUGCUCCCGUGUAACUUGUAUGACAUUUUUCUGAAUUUGGCAACUUCAAAGAUGUACGAAUGGAAUUAACCAUAUCUGUGAUAUCUGUAAGACUGUAACAAG